Molecule: messenger RNA, 4176 nt
Organism: Elgaria multicarinata webbii
Lineage: Eukaryota; Metazoa; Chordata; Lepidosauria; Squamata; Anguidae
Gene: MTMR6
Product: myotubularin related protein 6
Exons: 14
Coding region: 150-2018 (622 amino acids)
Biological process (GO): phosphatidylinositol dephosphorylation
Cellular component (GO): nuclear envelope; membrane; cytoplasm
Molecular function (GO): phosphatidylinositol-3-phosphate phosphatase activity; phosphatidylinositol-3,5-bisphosphate phosphatase activity
Source: RefSeq, a predicted model, not a curated record
UUCCCCGCCCUCUGCCCCUACUCGAUCAUCAGGAAGCGUCUCCUGGAGACGCCGGGUUCGCUGCCAGUUGGAGACGGGGCGGUGGCCGCCCAUUGCUGCUGCUGUUACGGGUCCUGGUGGCGGCCAGCUAGCUCGGGCGCGGAGGUAUCAUGGAGCACAUUCGCACCACGAAGGUUGAACAGGUGAAAUUAUUAGACCGAUUCAGCACAAGCGUCAAGUCGCAAACAGGAACUCUUUACCUUACGGCAACUCAUCUGUUAUUUAUAGACUCUAGCCAGAAGGAGACAUGGAUACUGCACCAUCAUAUUGCUGCCGUGGAGAAACUUGCCUUGACUACUUCCGGCUGCCCCUUGGUGAUCCAAUGCAAGAACUUCAGGAUAGUCCACUUCAUUGUACCCAGAGAAAGGGAUUGCCAUGAUAUUUAUAACUCAUUGCUCCAGCUUUCGAGGCCAGCAAGAUAUGAUGAACUGUAUGCCUUCUCAUACAAUCCAAAGCAAAACGAGGCGGAGAGAGUGCGAGGCUGGCAGCUGAUUGACUUAGCAGAUGAGUACAAUCGCAUGGGUGUGGCUGACUCUAACUGGCAGUUGACAGACGCAAAUCGUGAUUAUAAGAUCUGUGAGACAUAUCCCAGAGAACUUUAUGUUCCCAGGACUGCAAGCAAGCAUAUAAUAGUUGGCAGUUCUAAAUUCCGAAGCAAAGGAAGAUUCCCUGUGCUGUCAUAUUAUCAUAAAGAUAAUGAGGCUGCCAUUUGCAGAUGUAGUCAGCCUCUCUCAGGCUUCAGUGCCAGAUGUCUGGAGGACGAGCAGAUGUUGCAAGAAAUCAGUAAAGCCACUCCUGCUAGUAGCUAUAUGUAUGUCGUGGACACCAGGCCUAAACUGAAUGCAUUGGCGAACAGAGCGGCAGGUAAAGGCUAUGAAAACGAAGACAACUAUUCCAAUAUUAGAUUCCAGUUUGUUGGAAUUGAAAACAUCCAUGUAAUGAGGUCCAGCCUGCAGAAGCUUUUGGAAGUCUGUGGAACAAGAGGCCUAACAGUCAAUGAUUUUCUGUCUGGUUUGGAGAGCUCUGGAUGGUUGCGACACAUCAAAGCGGUGUUGGAUGCUGCUAUCUUCUUAGCCAAAGCCAUCGCUCUCGAGCGUGCAAGCGUGUUAGUACAUUGCUCCGAUGGCUGGGACCGGACGUCUCAAGUGUGUUCCCUUGGUUCUUUGUUGUUGGAUCCAUUUUAUAGGACAAUCAAAGGAUUCAUGGUUUUAGUUGAGAAAGAUUGGAUUGCUUUUGGACACAAAUUUUCAGACAGGUAUGGACAACUGGAUGGUGACCCAAAGGAAAUCUCACCAGUCUUCACCCAGUUUUUAGAAAGUGUCUGGCACCUGACGGAACAGUUCCCGCAAGCCUUUGAGUACAACGAGGCUUUUCUCCUUCAGAUCCAUGAACACGUCCAUUCGUGCCAGUUUGGAAACUUCAUUGGAAACUGCCAAAAAGACCGAGAAGAACUAAGAUUGAAAGAGAAGACUUAUUCACUGUGGCCUUUCCUUCUGGAUGAGCAUGAGAAAUAUCUAAACCCCGUCUACAAUGAGAAUUUUUCUGAGUCGCUUACGGUUCUGGAGCCUGACACAGUAUCCUUUAAUUUUAAGUUUUGGAGAAACAUGUAUCAUCAGUUUGAUCACACCAUGCAUCCCAGGCAAUCUGUGCUCAGCCAUGUCAUGAGCAUGAGUGAGCAAAAUAAACUACUGGAGAAAGACAUUAAGGAACUGGAAGCUAAACUAGGCCAUGUAAAGAAGGAAUUGGAUACAGCCUUCACUAAGGAAACUUUGCGAUCUGUUCAUCCUGUGUCCCCCGUCCUUAAAACGCCCCAGUGCUUUAAGAAAGAGCAGCCUCUCUUGCAUGGGAAUGACUGCAUUCGAACGAUAGAGGGCUCCAACGCAGCAGAUAACCGGUACAGCGAGUAUAUGGAAGAGCUCUCCAAGACGGAGCCUAAUGUCGUCAGUCUGGAGUACGGUGUGGCAAGAAUGACGUGUUAAAUGUCAGGCGGAGCCCUGCUCUGUCUUUCUGAAAAGACUGGAAUUCAAGCACGGGGCAUUGUGAGCCUGUUCUCCAGGAGUAUGACCAAAAACUGAUUUGUGUAAUAGAGAGCCUCAUUCAUGUAAACUUAGAACGGCACACUAGUGGCUAAGGAAACGCUAUUCUUGUGAGAAGGAAUCAAAUCUAACAAUAUUGGAAGAGAGGUGGAGAACUUAGUAAACCUUUUGUGGCUUAAAGAACUAAGAAAAGGAAGUGGUUUAAUAUAACAAACUUAUCGUUUGCACUAGAUAACUCAGAAUGUUAUUUAAUGUAUCUGUUGCCAAAUGGUUAAUGGUCUUUGAAGGUGGACUUCUUGGACAUAAUGGACUACUUAUAGGGUCCACUGAACGUAUAUAUGUGCAGUGUAUGCCUGCUCUUAUCUAAUCUGUUGCCUGCUGCUAAUUUCUGACAUCUCAAAUGCCAUUGAAAGUACUGUAUCUCAAACUAUGCUUACAUUUUUCAGUCUGCUUUUUUCUUUGAGAGGAAAAGACUCCACCAUACCCCCAGAGUAUGCACAAUGCCUUUUUGAAAUUAGUUUCCUUCAAAAUAAUUCCAUGAGGUUUUCAGAUAAGAGGGAGAGGGUGGGUGGAGGGGAGAGAGAGAGAGAGAAAUGCUCCAUAGAUUUUAUCUAUUGGCAUGUUAGUGUGCAUCAGCACGUGUGGAAUUCCAGUCUCUCGUUUUUAAAUGUCUUUUUAUAAAUAUCAGGAAAAUUGGUUACUUGGAUUGUUAAUGGAUUGAAAUUGUACCCUGGAGGCGGUGAAUCUUUCAGAUUCUUACCUGGCUAGGUGAAAGACAACCUAAGUGUUAAGACGUAUAAUCUAUGCCCAUGAAAGGAACAAAAAUGUUUCAGGCUGUGUGAUCAAAACAGAACUGGUACUAAACAAAAGCUGUGUGUCAGACUGGUCAAACUUUCAGACUUUACAGAUUUGGCAACUGCGCAUAAAAUAGUUUGGACAUCCCCCCCCCCCCCCAAAAAAAGGUCCAUUCUAGGAACAGUACCUGUUUUUAAAGGUUUGAAUCCCUAGGUGGUCAUCUACAGGAUUCUUGUUCAUUUUGUAAAUCUGUUUUUUUUAAAACACACAACACAGAAAAAGCAGCUCACUUUUAAUUAGUAAAAAUGCUACAUUUAAUCACAUCUGCAAAUAAGAUCCCUUGAAUGAUGAUGGCAACCAUUCUUGUUUUGAAAUUGAGAGAGAAAUAAGCACCAGGUUUACAGGCCAGCUGGCUGCAGGUUCUCUAAAGCCACUUGCUUUGAAAAGCCAUUAAUAUUCAUAUCCUCAGGGUACAGGAUACCACCUGGGAUUGAAGUGAUCUCUACUUAACCAGAAGGCUUAGUUAGUAGGGUUAUACUGUGUGCCUCGCAUAGGAAAAUCAAAUGUUUCCCUAAUGUCUUUGUUACCGCUUCCCCAGAAAAGGGAAUGGAUUCGCUUUUGAUGCCUCUUUUUGCUAUUCCCAAUUUGUUUUUAUUGUCCGAACGGAGGAAAGGAAAUGAGCUUUGAGAGCUGAGAUUAUAAACAUGCAUGUCUUGGCGGUAUUAAGCUCCCUAGGUGGUGCAGUUGGCUAAUUUAUACCCAAGGGAUCAAUUGCUUAUUUGGCUCUGAGUGAAAAUUAGUUUAGACUCACUCUAAUCCCUGAUGGCUGUUUGAUCAAAACUGCCAACGCACCACACAAAACUUGACACAGUUGCCUGUAUUUCCCUCUGCCUUAGUUGGGAUCCAGGUUUUAAUAACAACGGCAAAUCAGGUCAUUAUUGUAUAGUGGGGGAGGGGAGGGGAGGGGAGGGUGGUGAAGCUUAGCCCAAGUAUUUUAAGGAGUUACCAAUUUUGCAUUAUGACAUGUAUAAAGAGGGAGCAAGCUGAAGGCUUACUUGUCCACAGAUUCUGGCUGGGUGGGGAAAGGGGGAUCCAGCAUUCAGUGUAGUAAACCUUGUGUAUGUUCUCAUGUUUUUGCCAUUUUAGGCAUGGUGUGGAUUUUGCAUUGAGACUGACUGUGGAAAGGUACGAGAGCAGAGAAAUGCGUACCUUUUGGUUGUUUGUCCCUCUAGUCUUCUGCUAUGGAUGAAUACUCGCCUAUGUUACCUGAAACACUGAAAAUACAAGACUAAAUGUUGUCAUCACA